Molecule: messenger RNA, 2439 nt
Organism: Penicillium atrosanguineum
Lineage: Eukaryota; Fungi; Ascomycota; Eurotiomycetes; Eurotiales; Aspergillaceae
Product: glycoside hydrolase family 31 protein
Exons: 1
Coding region: 1-2439 (812 amino acids)
Biological process (GO): N-glycan processing; carbohydrate metabolic process
Molecular function (GO): alpha-glucosidase activity
Source: RefSeq, a predicted model, not a curated record
AUGCAUCGCUAUUGCUUCCCGCACACGCCUGUCGCUAAUCCCGAAGCGAUCGUGGGCAGUGGCAAGUACCGGUUCACCGUGCUUGCCGACGGUCUUUUGCGUUACGAAUGGGCCGAGGAUGAGCAAUUCGAAGAUCGAGCUUCAGUCCUCGCUAUCAACCGUCGACUUACUGUCCCCCAGUUCCGAGUCAAACAAGACGAAAAUUGCCUCCAAAUCAUUACAGCUCGAUUUCAUCUCACAUACGAUAAACAAUUUUUUUCUCCCAAUGGACUUAGUGCCGUGAUCAAGGGACACUAUGGGCCCCACAGCAGCAUCUGGCGUUAUGGCAUGCCGGGUUCAAGUUUGGGCGGCACGACCCGAACACUUGACGAGACCAAUGGUCGGAUCCCCCUUGAGCCGGGUAUUAUCUCAAGAGAGGGUUUCGCGACACUGGAUGACUCGAAGUCGAUGCUUUUUGAUGAUCGUCAAUGGGUAGCAACAAGAUCUCCCGGAAACCGUAUCGAUGGCUACCUGUUUGCCUACGGACACGACUACCGACAAGCAAUCCAGGCAUUUUACCUUCUUUCGGGGCCCCAGCCUCUUCUUCCUCGAUGGGCACUGGGUAACUGGUGGAGUCGAUACUAUGCCUACACUGCAGAGGAAUACCUAGCUUUGAUGAGUCGAUUCCGCAAAAAUGGGAUUCCACUGGCCGUCGCGGUUUUGGACAUGGAUUGGCACAUCGUCGAUGAUGACCGAGUUAAGAAAGCAGGUGUGACCGGCUGGACGGGGUACACAUGGAAUAAAAAGCUUUUCCCAGACCCAAAGAUCUUUCUGGCCGAGCUCCACAACCAGGGUCUACGUAUUGCUUUGAAUGACCAUCCAGCCGACGGAGUUCAGAGCUACGAAGAUCCCUACGAAGAGAUGGCCGCUGCGCUUAAGCAUGACACUUCGAUGGGCGAUCCUGUCCCCUUUGACAUCACCAAUCAGGAAUUUCUAGAUGCCUUCUUCGACGUUCUUCAUCGGCGAUUUGAGAAAGAAGGUCUUGAUCUUUGGUGGGUGGACUGGCAGCAAGGAACACAUUCCCGCAUUCCGGGGAUUGAUCCACUUUGGGUCCUGAAUCACUUCCACUUCCUUGAUAGUGCCCUCGAUAACAAGAGACCCCUCACAUUUUCCCGAUACGCCGGCCCUGGUAGUCACAGAUACCCCAUUGGUUUCUCGGGAGACACUGUUGUCUCUUGGGAUUCGCUUCACUUCCAGCCAGAGUUCACCGCAACUGCGUCAAACAUCGGCUACGGAUGGUGGAGCCAUGAUAUCGGCGGCCAUUUCCAUGGCGAAAAGAGCGAUGAAAUGCUCAUUCGUUGGGUGCAAUUCGGUGCGUUCUCGCCAGUUUUGCGUUUGCACUCGUCGAACAAUAUUUUCAGCAUCAAAGAACCGUGGAAUCUCGACGCCCCAUAUGACCAGAUCAUGAAACAAUAUCUUCAAUUUCGGCAUCGCCUGCUUCCAUAUCUCUACACGAUGAAUUUUCGCGCUGCGGUGGAUGGACUCCCUCUUAUCCAACCUAUGUAUUGGGGUUAUUCCGAGAGCGAUGAGGCCUACAAUGUCCCAAACCAAUACAUUUUCGGGUCAAGCCUCAUCGUGGCUCCAAUUACCGCUCCGCAAAAUCCGAAAACUCGCCGAUCUCAGGUCCUCGCAUGGCUUCCUCCAGGCAGACAUGUGGAUAUAUUCACCGGCGGGGUUUAUGAUGGAGACCGUCGAAUCUGGAUUAACAGACGACUGAGCGAAUACCCAGUCUUUGCUCCAGAAGGAGCCAUAUUACCCCUUGAUUCAGCGCCAAUACUGGAAAAUGGUUGUCGAGAUUCCGCAAUGAUCAAACUUCUAGUCGUUGUAGGUGCGGAUGGCAGUUUCGAGCUCGUGGAAGAUGAUGGGUGCGGCCAAUACACGGGCCAGAUCAAUUUUCGUCGCACAUGUAUCUCGUUCCAUCAACAGGCUGGUGAGUUACACAUCGGGCCGACGAGUGGCGGGGAUGUUUCUCCGCAUACCCGCAAUUGGAGCGUACAAUUUCUUGGGUAUUGUUCGGAGCAGAUUCAAAUAAAUGUUGAUGGUGAAACCAAGACCGUCAUCGGAAAGAAGGUCAAUAAUGGGCUACUUGUGGACUUGGGGUCCUAUCCAGAAAACAUCCGAAUUUUAGUCACGUUGGAAGCUCAUCCUUCGCUAAGUGUGAAUCAACCUGCGCCUCAGAUUGUCGACUUCUUACGUGAUGCCCAGAUUGGGUUGGAUGUUAAGGACGCCAUUCGAGCAAUCGUGGAAAGUUCUAAGCCUAUCUUGCUGCAGAUCGGAGAUUUGCACGCCCUUGGGCUAGACGAAGCGCUGCUGAGUCCCAUCCUCGAAUUUAUCUUGGCUGAUUCCCGCGUUCUUUCCAGAGAAAGCCAAGAUACGGGGUACGUCGUGGUUGACAGGUAA